AUGCCACUGCAAACGGAGAUCCUGAGAGAAGUCUGGGCUGCUGACAGCCCCAGUGAGGAGCCGGAGAGCCCCCAGCACAAGCCCAAACAGAAGCUGAAGAAGAAGAGGCAGGAGCCUGGGCUGGAGGGCGAGGCCAAGCCACGGCGGCCGCGGGUGAAGAAGCUGAGCGAGUCAGGGGCUGCAGAGGAGCCUCCUGCCCCAGGUCAGGGGGUGAAGAAGGUGAGGAAGAAAAAGGAGGAGAAGGCGGGGGAGGAGAGCGACAAGGACCCCUACUCCAAAUUCACCAAAGAGCCUCGGAAGAAGAAGGAGAGCCCGGCUCCCCGCUCCCAAGUGGCCAAGGGCCUCAAGAAGCCACAAGGUGACCUCUGGGCAGAGCCGGCGGAGGAUGAAGAAGAUGAGGAAGAGGAAGAGGAGGUGGAGAAUAAAAACCCGCCAAAAAAGCUCAAGAAGAAGCUUCCCAAAGAGCCACUGUCAGGAGGGGCGGAGAAGAAGCUGAAGUCGAAGGAUGACAAGAGUGACCCUGACAGCAAAACCAAAUCCGCCAAAAGCACCAAAAAGGAGCCACUGUCCGUGUUCCAGGUGAAGAAGGAGAAGAAAAGCAAGAAGAAAGCUGUCACCAGCAGUGAUGAGGAGGACGAUUCCGACUCGAGCACCAAACCCAUCAGGUCAGAGAAGAAGAAAAACCCAGCGUCCCUCUUCCAGACUGGUGGGGAUCCCCCAAAGGAGAAAAAAUCCAAAAAGAAAGUUCCUCCCAAAGGGGCUGAGAGCGAGGAGGAGACCCCGGAGACACAGCAGAAAAACUCCAACAAGAAGGGGAAAGCAAAGAAAUCAAAGAAGCAGAAGGAGGAGAGGCCCCCAUCCCCUGUCAUCGAGGUGGAAAACCUGGAGGAGUUUGUGCUGCAGCCGGCGCCGCAGGGAGUGACCGUCAAAUGCCGGGUGACACGGGACAAGAAGGGCAUGGACCGGGGCCUUUACCCCACCUACUACGUUCACCUGGAUAAUGACAAGAAGGUGUUCCUCCUGGCUGGGAGGAAGCGUAAGAAGAGCAAAACCUCCAACUACCUCAUCUCCAUCGACCCCACCGACCUGUCACGGGGUGGAGAGAACUUCAUYGGGAAGCUGAGAUCCAACCUGAUGGGUACGAGGUUCACCGUGUUCGACAACGGCGUCAACCCCGACAGGGCCAACCCCGACUGGUCCAACGUGCGCCAGGAGCUCUCGGCCGUGGUCUACGAGACCAACGUUUUAGGGUUCAAAGGGCCCCGGAAGAUGACUGUCAUCAUCCCUGGGAUGAACGCUGACUGUGAGAGGGUGCCCAUCCGGCCUCGAAAUGACAAUGAUGGCCUCCUGAUGCGAUGGCAGAACAGGAACAUGGAAAACGUGAUCGAGCUGCACAACAAGGCCCCGGUGUGGAACGACGAGACCCAAUCCUACGUUCUCAAUUUCCACGGCCGGGUCACCCACGCUUCUGUCAAAAAUUUCCAGAUCGUGCACAGCAGCGACCCCGACUACAUCGUGAUGCAGUUCGGGCGGGUGGCGGACGACGCCUUCACCAUGGACUACAACUACCCGCUGUGCGCCGUGCAGGCCUUCGCCAUCGCUCUCUCCAGCUUCGACGGCAAGCUGGCCUGCGAGUAACCCCUGCACCAGGACUGCUGCUGGGGCCACCAGGACUGCUGCUGGGGCCACCAGGACUGUUGCUGGGGCCACCAGACCCCGCUGCUGGGGCCACCAGGGCUGCCCAGCAGUGCCCGGAGGAUGCUCCAGCGUCCCUGCCCUGCUCCGCUCCCUGCAUCUCCACCUUCUUGCGGUCACAAUUGUUCCUGUGGUGGUUCAAGGAGCUCACUGAACGCUGUGGGAUGCCCACCCAGCUGCUGCCACCCUCUCCAGGGCAAWUCAGGACAGAACGCUGGUGUGGGGUGAUGGCAGAGUCAGGUUUUGGGGAUAUUCAGCAGAUGAGGCUGACUGUGAUCCCUAUCUCAUCCCUCUGAGAUAUCUCUUGGACUCAGAUCCUGUAAACUCCUCCCCCACACACCUUUUUUUUUUUGGUUUUUAGACUCUAGUUUGUAUUU
Malurus melanocephalus (red-backed fairy wren) is the source of this 2072-nucleotide messenger RNA. RefSeq names its product TUB like protein 1 (gene TULP1). The record is from RefSeq and is a predicted model, not a curated record. Lineage: Eukaryota; Metazoa; Chordata; Aves; Passeriformes; Maluridae. The coding region runs from base 1 to 1638 and encodes 545 amino acids. Gene Ontology annotation, cellular component: cilium. Gene Ontology annotation, molecular function: actin filament binding. The transcript is spliced from 14 exons. Gene Ontology annotation, biological process: protein localization to cilium.